Molecule: messenger RNA, 1780 nt
Organism: Diachasma alloeum
Lineage: Eukaryota; Metazoa; Arthropoda; Insecta; Hymenoptera; Braconidae
Product: protein ST7 homolog
Exons: 3
Coding region: 125-1675 (516 amino acids)
Molecular function (GO): protein binding
Source: RefSeq, a predicted model, not a curated record
UGAAAGCUCCGGGUUUGUCGUCAUAAUUGGACUCAUGGGGUUGACAGAGACCACAGAAAACCUUCCACGGGAAUAAAAAAAAAUAGACUUCCGAGGAAACCCCCAACCUCUCCACCCUUCCUAAAUGGCCCUUCUCUUCACCAGCAUGUGGGACUCAACGAUGUUCCUGAGCACCCUGACCCCAAAAUUCUACGUCGCCCUGACCGGCACGUCCUCCCUCAUCUCCGGCCUAAUCCUGAUAUUCGAGUGGUGGUACUUCCGUAAAUACGGGACCUCCUUCAUAGAGCAAGUCUCCCUGAACCACAUCUCCCCGUGGAUCGGAGGAGGGGAGACGUCCACCGAGUCCGCAAACACUCCGUCGAACAGCACUAGCACAUCAUCCCAGCAGAACGUCCCCGAGUGCAAGGUCUGGCGAAAUCCGCUGAACCUCUUCAGAGGUGCCGAGUACCAACGCUUCUACUGGGCGACCAACAAAGAGCCCCUGACUUAUUACGACAUGAAUCUUUCCGCUCAGGAUCACCAGACAUUCUUCACAUGCGAGGGCGACACAGGUAAAGCCGAGUACGAAAUAAUGCAGACAGCGUGGCGCGAGCGUAACCCAGUGGUCCGGAUAAAAGCCGCGCACAGCGCGCUGGAGCGCAAUCCGGACUGCGCGCCCGCGUACAUUCUCCUCGCGGAGGAGGAGGCGACGACGAUCCUCGAUGCCGAGAAGAUCCUGAAGCAGGCGCUGAAAGUCGCUGAAAACUACUACCGCAAGUCCCAGAACACCCAGCACCAGGGGACGAUAGCGGAGGCCAUUCACAGACGCGACACGAACGUCCUGAUCUACAUCAGACGUCGUCUGGCCAUGUGCGCCCGAAAGCUCGGUAAAUUGAAGGAGUCCGUGAAGAUGUUCAGGGACCUGACGAAGGAGGUCCCCCCGAUCAUGAACGUCCUGAACAUCCACGAGAACUUGAUCGAGGCACUCCUCGAGAUGCAGGCGUACGCCGACGUCCAAGCGGUGCUCGCCAAAUACGACGACAUCAGUCUCCCAAAGUCAGCGACAAUCUGUUAUACAGCGGCUUUGCUGAAAGCUAGACUAGUCGCGGACAAAUUUUCACCGGACGUAGCGUCCAAACGGGGUCUGACGACGGCGGAGAUGUCCGCGGUGGAGGCCAUCCACAGGGCUGUGGAGUUCAAUCCCCACGUGCCCAAGUACCUCCUGGAGAUGAAGCCCCUCAUCCUCCCUCCUGAACACGUCCUCAAACGCGGCGACUCGGAAGCUAUCGCCUACGCAUUCUUCCAUCUUGCCCACUGGAAGCAGAUGGAGGGGGCCCUCAACCUCCUCCACUGCACGUGGGAGGGCACCUUCAGAAUGCUACCCUAUCCUCUGGAGAGGGGCCACCUCUUCUAUCCUUAUCCCACGUGCACAGAGUGCGCUGACAGGGAACUUCUUCCCGCUUUUCACGACGUCAGUGUCUAUCCCAAGAAGGAGCUGCCGUUUUUUAUUCUAUUCACUGCUGGACUGUGCUCUUUUACCGCGCUGUUGGCACUUCUGACACAUCAGUAUCCGGACACCAUGGGGUUUGUGGCUAGGGUCAUUCUCGCGUGGUUCAGCCUGCCGUUUUAUUAUAUCAUGGAUAAGCUGGAGUCGGUUUUGCCGAGCAAUUUGUUGCAGCAGUUGUCGAGGAUAUAAAAGGGCUGGGGGAGGUUCGAGGGCUGCGAGGGCUUUUAAGGAUGUUCGACACCCUUUUACCCAAAAUUGACGUUGUUUUCAUUUUUCUGGCAAAUUAUCGAUGGG